Messenger RNA from Leptosomus discolor (cuckoo roller), 1027 nucleotides. The record is from RefSeq and is a predicted model, not a curated record. Lineage: Eukaryota; Metazoa; Chordata; Aves; Leptosomiformes; Leptosomidae.
AUGGCGGUAGGUAAAACCAGGGCACAGGCUCAGCACCACCAGCAGUUGUCUGAGCUGGUGAAGUGCAAGCUGGAACAUAGGAGAUUCCACGUGAACAUAAGGAUUGACCUGCCUUGUCCCAGAGGCUGGUGGGGAAAUCCCAUUUGUGGCCCGUGUAAUUGUGAGACCAGUAAAGGGUUUGAUUCUGAUUGCAAUAAGACCAAUGGAGAAUGCCAUUGCAAGGCGAAUUACUACAGGCCGCAGAGCAGUGACACCUGCUACCCCUGUGACUGCUUCCCGUCUGGCUCCCACACGCGCGCCUGCGACAUGGAGACAGGACAGUGUCCUUGCAAACCUGGCGUCAUAGGGCGGCAGUGCAACCGCUGCGACAACCCGUUUGCUGAAGUUACCGUGAAGGGCUGUGAAGUAAUUUAUAAUGGCUGUCCCAAAGCUUUCGAAGCUGGUAUUUGGUGGCCACAGACCAAGUUUGGCCAGCCAGCGGCCGUGCCAUGUCCUAAGGGAUCAGUGGGAAACGCAGUUCGCCAUUGUAACAUGGAGAAGGGCUGGCUGCCUCCUGAGCUUUUCAACUGCACCACCAGCACUUUUGUCGAUCUAAAAAUCAUGAAUGAGAAGUUGCACCACAAUGAGACCAAGUUGGAUGGAGACAAAACCAUACGGAUUGUGAGAGUGCUGCAGAAUGCCACCAAAUACACACACAGCUUGUAUGGCAACGAUGUGAGGACAGCUUACCAGAUGAUGAUCCGGGUCCUCCAGUAUGAGAGCCAGCAGCAAGGGUUUGACUUGGCAGCCACGAGGGAUGUGGAAUUCAAUGAGAAUAUUAUCAAAGUGGGUAGUGCUCUACUGGACCCCAGCAAUAAGGAGCACUGGGAGCAAAUUCAGCGAACGGAGGGUGGCACCGCUCACCUGCUCAGGCACUAUGAGGAGUAUUUCAACAAUGUGGCCCAGAAUAUGAAGAAAACCUACAUGAGACCUUUUGUCAUUGUUGCCACUAACAUGAGUGAGUAUCUUUGUUGAAAACUGUCAUUUU